AUGGAAACGAGAUUCAGACAAAUUCAUACCUUGUCGGACACGUACGACGAGCGGUGGAGCCCCUCCGAGCUCAGAUCCUAUACCCGGGCUUCAAUACGGAAGGCUUUGGAAACUCACCCAGUCAUAUUAUUCGUCGACGCGCUCGACGAAUGCGGUCAAAAGAGCGAGGAACAAUUAGCUGAGGAAUUCAAUUCCCUGCUCCACUGGCCCUCAUCGAAAUGUCUGAAACACUUUCGCAUCUGCUUGACCUGCCGUCACUAUCCUGUCGUAAAUAUUGAUGCUGGUUUUGAGAUAUGUGUUGACAGAGAAAAUGCGGGAGACAUAUCCCUAUUCGUGGAGUCCAAGCUGCGUCCAUUUCAAGAACAGACAGGGUCCAGAAUCUCUGAAUUUAUCUCACAGCAUGCCGAGGGAGUAUUUCUAUGGGCGAGUCUUGUGGUUGGCAAAGUGUUGAGCCUCGAUCGGGAUCGUCUAGAAACAGCCAUGAUCGAGUCUGAAAUCCCUCUGGUUGAGUUGCAUUGGGCUAUAGUUCUGGCUCAAAGCAAAGGUUUGGACUCUCUACAAGAGUUUGGAGGACCAGACUGCCUUCAAUUUAACGGCGGUGCCAUGGAAUGGAAGGCUGAAAUGCUCGGGCAUGAUCUUAUCGAGUUGCCGUCUCUCCACAAAAGCACUGAUUCAGAAGAAACACCACACUAUUGGCUGGCUAAGAUCUGCUUGCUAUAUCUGGAGAUGGUGGAGGAUCCCCUGGUAGCCGAUGCUAAGGCGAAAUCCAAAUUUCCCUUUCUAUCCUACGCGACAUCUUGUUGGGGCUUCCACAUAAGCCAUCUUCCAGAUAAUUUGCAAGAGUCAUUCCCUUGGCCCUGGGACGCCUCCGUUACUCGACACUACCUGCGUGGUGGCUUCAUUUGUAGAGUUUUGUUUAAUGGAUGGACAGGAGCUUUGCGAGGGAUCCUAUCAAAGAGCAGUGGGAUCUGCGUUGAUGUCGACAAAGAGGUCUAUGUUGGUCGCACACCGCUCCAUCCUGCUGCAACUUUUGUUCAUAUAUCGAUUGUUAAGUUACUUCUCGAAAAUGGAGCACAGCCAAACAAACGCGGUGUGUUAUAUUGGACGCCGCUUCACUAUGCGGCUCGAUAUGGUCGCACGGCUGUUAUGGAAUCACUUCUCGCAAGUGGCGCCAAGGUGAAUUCAAAAGACCCGCACGGUCAAACACCCCUUGUCUUUGCUAUAGACCAUGGCGAUACCGCGGCGACCGAGCUUUUCUUUGAAAGAGGCGCCCAAAUUGAUUAUAACUACAAGGUAAUAUUCAAGCUGGCCUUUGAGGAUGACCUUUUCCAUAAGGUUACGAGGGUGGCUCUCCUGGGACUCCACUAUCUCGAUGAAGAAUUUGGAGGACCGUUUUCACAGCUUACAAAGUUUUUUGAAGCCGCAUUUUCUGGAGAGUAUGAUAUGCCCAACCGAAUCUUGAUUCCAGCGUCCUGGAGAACUCCGCUAUCACGCGCUGCCGAAUUGGGUGAUCAGAAGGCUGUUCGUCUCUUACUUAGGUAUGAUGCUCGACCAGAAGACAAGGAUGAAGAUGGAGAGACAACUCUAUCCCGAGCUGAGAAGAACGAUAAAAAAGAGGUCAUACAAAUCCUUCACGAAAGUAUGGGCUAA
Messenger RNA from Fusarium verticillioides 7600, 1650 nucleotides. RefSeq lists its product as hypothetical. The record is from RefSeq and is a predicted model, not a curated record. The transcript is spliced from 5 exons. Gene Ontology annotation, molecular function: protein binding. Gene Ontology annotation, cellular component: nucleus; cytoplasm. The coding region runs from base 1 to 1650 and encodes 549 amino acids. NCBI's taxonomy places the organism in Eukaryota, Fungi, Ascomycota, Sordariomycetes, Hypocreales, Nectriaceae.